Messenger RNA from Solanum dulcamara, 1100 nucleotides. Its product is annotated as TGACG-sequence-specific DNA-binding protein TGA-2.1-like. The transcript is spliced from 6 exons. Bases 1 to 1062 code for a protein of 353 amino acids. Gene Ontology annotation, biological process: DNA-templated transcription. Gene Ontology annotation, molecular function: sequence-specific DNA binding. Lineage: Eukaryota; Viridiplantae; Streptophyta; Magnoliopsida; Solanales; Solanaceae. The record is from RefSeq and is a predicted model, not a curated record.
AUGGAAAAAAAAGAAGAAAGAUUUGAAGUCAUGAAUGCUGGUAAUCACGCUCUUGGGGUCUUCUUGGUUAUUGAUCUUAUGAAUAGCGCUAGAACAGCAGUAUUUCUUUAUCAAAUGUGUGAAGGCUCUUUUAAACAAGUUUUGAUUAUUACUGCAGUUCAUAUAGAUGGUUAUUUUGAGCAUUUGGAUAAUACGAAUUUUCAUGUUGCAAAGGAAGAAGGACAUGAGCUAAAGGUGAGAAAUGAGAUGACUCGCCACCGGCCAGCUCAAGUGGUCCAGGAAUCGCAGUUGGAGCAGGACCUUCAGCGAGCAGGUCAACAGGACGACAGUGGGACCUUAGCAUUUGAUGCAGAAUAUAGUCGACGGUUAGAAGAACACAACAAACACAUUAAUGAGUUAGGGACAGCUGUCAAUUCACAUGCAAGUGAUCCUGAACUGCGAAGUAUUGUGAAUAAUGUCACUGCACAUUACGAUGAGGUCUUUAGGAUGAAAGGAAAUGCAGCCAAGGCGGACGUAUUCCAUGUCUUGUCAGGGAUGUGGAAACCCCCUUCCGAGCGGUGUUUUAUGUGGAUUGGUGGCUUCCGCCCCUCAGAACUUCUUAAGCUUCUAGUCAAUCAGUUAGAGCCUCUAACCGAGCAGCAGUUACUUGGCAUUUACAACUUGCAGCAAUCAUCUCAACGAUCUGAAGAUGUUCUCUCACAAGGUAUGGAGGCGUUGCAGCAAUCCUUGGCGGAGACAUUAGCCAACGGAUCUAAUUAUAUGGGUCAAAUGGCAAUGGCUAUGGGGAAACUAGGGACUCUUGAAGGUUUCCUCCGUCAGGCGCACAACCUGCGUCAACAAACAUUGCAACAUAUGCAUCGCAUAUUGACAACCAGACAAUCAGCGCGUGCUCUUCUUGCAAUAAGUGAGUACUUCUCACGUCUUCGAGCUCUCAGUCUCUUUGGCUUGCCAGAUCACGAGAGCAAUAAGUAUGACAUGCAUCGCAAUAUUCUACUGAAACUCGAAUAUGCUACUUUGAUACACUGGCCAGUAUAUGAGAUGCAUCUAAUUUACUACAUGUAAAGUGGUAUUGUAUGUGCUUGUGGAAGUGCAAAAAUUGU